CAAACCAGACCAAGCAACUCCAACUGACUUCUCUUGCAAGGGAGCAGCAUUCGGUUGUGGUCAUCUCGCAGAGUCUGCCUGAAGCCUCUCGUCAACAUGCCUGAAUCUGGAACCUGCACCUCCAUCAUCAACUUGCGUUACCAAGAUGGCAGUGAGGGGAGCUCUUCCAACCCUGCCAAGUUCAACAACCAAGACUAUGAGCACCUGAAAGAUAACUGCCUCCGCAGAGGCAGACUCUUUGUGGACAGCAGCUUCCCACCUGACAACCGUUCUCUGGGAGACCUCCCUAGUUUGACCUCUUGGCAGGAGGAUGAAGUGGAGUGGCUUCGACCAGCUGAGAUCUUGAAGAGACAGAACAACAGUGAUGAGCCCACUUUCUGUAUGAAGGGAGCCUCCCGCUUUGACUUUGGUCAAGGCAGUGUUGGUAAUUGCUGGUUUCUAGCUGCAAUUUCUGCACUGACAUUCCAAAAACACCUGAUGGCUCAAGUUGUUCCCAUGGACCAGUCCUUCAAGAACUAUGCAGGAAUAUUCCACUUCAGGUUCUGGAGGUUUGGCAAGUGGGUGAAUGUUGUCAUUGACGACCACCUGCCAACAAUAAACAACAGGUUGCUGUCUGUGCACUGCAAUGGAGGAAAUGAGUUCUGGGUUCCUCUGCUGGAGAAGGCAUACGCCAAAGUGUGUGGUUCCUACGCCGAUAUGAACGCUGGCUUGCCAUCAGAGGCCUGCAAGGAUUUCAGCGGGGGCGUGCACAUGACUUACAUGCUUGGGGAUGCCCACACUGCAGGUCAUGAUGAGCAACUUUGGCUCCAACUGAGCAGGGCCACUGGGUGCAGGUCAAUGAUUUGCUGCGGGACUGCCCCAAAAGGGGGUAGACUGGUGAACACUGUGGCACACACUGGAUUGGUGGAUGCACAUGCCUAUUCUGUCACGGCUGUCACUGAGGUCGAGUAUUAUGGCUCCAAAGUGAAGCUGGUGAGAAUCAUGAACCCUUGGGGCAAAACGGAGUGGAACGGAAAGUGGAGUGACAAGUCAGACAUGUGGAACAGAGUGAGGCCAGAAGAUCGGGAAAAGUGUUUUGAUCGUGACGAUGGAGAGUUCUGGAUGGAGUUGGAGGACUUCUGCCACUAUUUCAACAUGGUGUCCAUCUGCUGUGAGAACCCCAACUUUAUUGAUGGUGACCUCACCUGCCAGUGGAAAUGCAUGAUUUAUGAUGGCAAGUGGGUGCCAGGGAGAUCUGCAGGUGGCAACGUGAACUGCAGUGAAUUUGAGACGAAUCCUCAGUAUCGCAUCCAGGUGUCUAUCAUAGACAGGCAGGAGGAAGCAGACAAAAACAUCCUGCUUUCUCUGAUGCAGAAACCUCAGCAGAUGUUUCGCAAACAGAGACAGUCCCACCCAUAUGGCCUUACCAUCUUUAAGGUUCCACCAGGGACUCCAGCAGGACGUCUGCGCUCCUCCUUCUUCCACGAAAACAGGCCUAUUAAGGACAGACAGACUUACAGCUAUGAGAGAGAUUUGAUUGAGUUGCACAGCCUGGAGCCUGGAGAGUAUGUGAUUGUUCCAUCCACCAUGAAACCCAACAUGGCCGCUGAGUUUGUCCUCUCUGUCUACACCAAGGCUGAGGCUAAGAUCAGUCCCCAUGAUGGACAUGAUGAUGAUGAUCAUGAUCAUGAUCAUGAUCAUGAUCAUGAUGAUGACCACAAAGAAGAGGGCAAACUGGUUCUUCCCGAGAUCCCCACCAAGCCUGAUGAGAACACUGAUCCCACCCGCGCCCUGUUCAACCGCUACGCUGAUCAGAAUGGUGAGCUGAGUGCCAGGCAGCUUCAGAGGCUCCUGAAUGACAACUUCCCUCAUGGGACCCGUACUGGCUUUGGUUUGGAUUCCUGCCGGAGCAUGAUCGCAAUGGUGGAUACCGACCAAAGGAUGACCAUGACCUUCUCUGAAUUCUCAGUUCUCUGGACGAAGAUUAAUCAGUACAAGAAAAUCUUCCAACAAGCUGAUUUGAACAGGAAUGGAUCCUUGUCUGACUACGAGCUCCAGAGAGCAAUUGAGUCUGCAGGGAUGAAUGUGAACGAUGGCAUGGUGAGGCUCAUGAUGUUCAGGUAUUCUGGCUUCUCAUCCACCUCCCUGGAGAGCUUCAUCGUUCUCAUGUUGCGCCUGGAAAAGACAACAACUGUUUUCAAGGACAAAUCAUCCAAUGGAGUGAUCCGCCUGACCUGGGACGAGUGGUCCAACGUCUCCUUGUACAACUAG
Molecule: messenger RNA, 2250 nt
Organism: Toxotes jaculatrix (banded archerfish)
Lineage: Eukaryota; Metazoa; Chordata; Actinopteri; Toxotidae
Product: calpain-2 catalytic subunit-like
Exons: 22
Coding region: 97-2250 (717 amino acids)
Biological process (GO): proteolysis
Cellular component (GO): cytoplasm
Molecular function (GO): calcium ion binding; calcium-dependent cysteine-type endopeptidase activity
Source: RefSeq, a predicted model, not a curated record